CACAGCAGUGCUCCCGCUGCCCGGAGCCUCAGACCCGGCCCGAGCGCCGCCGAGGACGCGGACGGGGACCCGCAGGGGCUCGGGGGCUGCGCCGGAGGUUCCUCUCGCGGGCGGGGGCUGCGCGACCAUGGCGGACAAGGAGGCGGGCGGCGGCGACGCGGGGCCCCGAGAAACAGCCCCCACGUCUGCAUAUUCAUCUCCAGCCCGGAGUCUGGGGGACACAGGAAUAACACCACUGUCCCCUUCCCAUAUCGUGAAUGACGCUGACCCGAACGUCUCAGAGCAGCAGACGUUUCUGGUGGUGGUGGCCAUUGACUUUGGAACCACGUCCAGUGGCUAUGCCUACAGCUUCACCAAGGAGCCAGAAUGUAUCCACGUGAUGAGGCGAUGGGAAGGGGGAGACCCUGGGGUGUCCAACCAGAAGACCCCGACCACCAUCUUGUUGACCCCGGAGAGGAAGUUCCACAGCUUCGGGUACGCUGCCAGGGACUUUUACCAUGACCUGGAUCCCAACGAGGCCAAGCAGUGGCUGUACCUGGAGAAGUUCAAGAUGAAGCUGCAUACCACCGGGGACCUCACCAUGGAUACAGACCUAACAGCUGCAAAUGGCAAGAAAGUCAAGGCGCUUGAAAUCUUCGCUUACGCCCUGCAGUACUUCAAGGAGCAGGCGCUGAAGGAGCUGAGUGACCAGGCGGGGUCAGAGUUCGAGAACUCUGAUGUCAGAUGGGUCAUCACAGUGCCUGCCAUUUGGAAACAGCCCGCCAAGCAGUUCAUGAGACAAGCUGCCUAUCAGGCAGGCCUGGCCUCCCCCGAGAACGCCGAGCAGCUCAUCAUCGCCUUGGAGCCCGAGGCGGCCUCCAUCUACUGCCGGAAGCUGCGGCUGCACCAGAUGAUCGAGCUGAGCAGCAAGGCCGCGGUCAACGGGUACAGCUCCGGUGACACAGUGGGAGCUGGGUUUGCACAGGCUAAGGAACACAUCCGGCGUAAUCGGCAGAGUCGGACCUUUUUGGUGGAGAAUGUCAUAGGAGAAAUCUGGUCCGAGCUGGAGGAAGGUGACAAGUAUGUGGUUGUGGACAGUGGCGGUGGCACAGUGGACCUGACCGUCCAUCAGAUACGGUUACCGGAGGGUCACCUUAAAGAACUGUAUAAAGCAACAGGUGGACCCUAUGGAUCCUUAGGAGUAGAUUAUGAAUUUGAAAAACUUCUGUGUAAAAUAUUUGGAGAGGAUUUUAUCGAACAAUUCAAAAUCAAGCGUCCUGCAGCCUGGGUUGACUUAAUGAUUGCAUUUGAGUCUCGUAAAAGGGCAGCUGCUCCAGACCGAACUAACCCACUGAACAUCACCCUGCCCUUCUCCUUCAUUGACUACUACAAGAAGUUCCGUGGACACAGUGUGGAGCAUGCCUUGAGGAAGAGCAAUGUGGAUUUUGUGAAGUGGUCCUCACAAGGGAUGCUGAGGAUGAGUCCGGAUGCCAUGAAUGCCCUUUUUAAGCCAACCAUUGACAGCAUCAUUGAGCAUCUCCGGGACCUGUUUCAGAAGCCCGAGGUGUCCACUGUCAAGUUCCUCUUCCUGGUGGGAGGCUUUGCGGAGGCGCCCCUCCUGCAGCAGGCAGUUCAGGCCGCCUUCGGCGACAAGUGCCGCAUCAUCAUCCCCCAGGACGUGGGCCUCACUAUCCUCAAGGGCGCGGUCCUCUUCGGCCUGGACCCCGCGGUCAUCAAGGUGCGCCGAUCACCACUCACCUACGGGGUGGGCGUGCUGAACCGCUACGUGGAGGGCAAGCAUCCUCCUGAGAAGCUUCUGGUGAAGGAUGGGACUCGCUGGUGCACUGAUGUGUUUGAUAAGUUCAUUUCUGCUGACCAGUCGGUGGCCCUGGGGGAGCUGGUGAAGCGUAGCUACACCCCGGCCAAGCCUUCCCAGCUGGUCAUCGUCAUCAACAUCUACAGCUCCGAGUGCGACGACGUGAGCUUCAUCACCGACCCGGGGGUGAAGAAGUGUGGCACGCUCCGCCUGGAUCUCACAGGGACCAGCGGCACGGCCGUGCCCGCCCGGAGGGAGAUCCAGACCCUCAUGCAGUUUGGGGACACAGAGAUCAAGGCCACGGCCGUCGAUAUAGCCACCGCCAAGAGUGUCAAGGUUGGGAUUGACUUCUUAAAUUACUAACCGGCCCACCCCGCCGCCUGCCCCCUUGGACUAAGCUCACCUGCAUCUGCGGACCUCCCCCCUACCCCUUGACUGUCCUUUCCUCCUUGUCCUUGACCCUCAGCAUUGCUCACCUGAAUUUCAGCAGGGAAGAUGGGAACAACUAGGGCUAGAAAUAAUUAGGGAUUUUCGAGGGCACACUGGAGUCAGAAAAACUGUUAGAAAUUGAGGUUGAGGUUUGGGGAUGAGAAAGCUGAGGAUCCUGGAAGAGCAGCUAGUUUUCACAGGUACAGAGUGGUGAAACACACCCACCCGCACAAGGGAAUCAGUCUGUUUCUGCAGCAGUGAUUCAGCCUCAUUUGCAAGGAUCUCCGUUAGGUAGAACGUAGGAGGCCCUAUUGCUAUCUUUCUAGAUUUGAAAUGAGAUCUUUGAGCCAAGAGGAGAUUCUUCAUCUAUUUGAGACUUUUCUUUUUACAUUUUGUGGAUGGCAGUCGACCCAGAAUGCUGUCCAUCUGCAGUUAAUUGCUUUUCAUCAUCAUGUGAUUAAAAGCGAUGAUUCACGAAACUGGGAGCAUUUUCAGCUGGUGGGAGAGGACUGGCCCUGCUGGGCACUAUUUUAGGGUCUCAUAAUUUCAAUUCUGAAUAGGUUCAGGGAGGAGUAACGAUAGCCUGAGCUAAUCUACUAGGAUUUGAGUGAGUGGGAGAGCUGACACCUUAGCUUUUCGGCAGCGAAAGCUUGCUUCGAGGGAAAUGGAUAGUCAGGCACUGCUGACUUAUACCAAAUCAUAUGCUGUGUGGCAUCUUUCUCCAGAUGCUAGAUCCUGAUUUCUGAAUUCAUAAAUAAUUCAAGCCAAGUUUAGUGGGCUUCUGCGUGAGGAAAUGGGCUUGCGGUUUAUUCGCAUCAGCAAGCCCAGGAGUCUGGAACAGCCCCUCACCCUGACAAGGGUACGUAACUUAACUCCCUCCUCAUCCUCAUCUCUCAGAGAGUUUUGGCCAGCACUCCCACAUUUCAAAAAGAAUACAUUGGUUACACAUGGAUAGAGAAUCUGUACGAUGAAAUGUUUCAUUAAAAUCUUCCGUUUUUAAAGCGUAUCUGAAAGGAAUUCAUAGAUCUGUACUCAAUGAGUUAAGCCAGGUCUUCUCAAAGCUGAUCUGUGGAUCCCUCUCGUCAGCACUGCCUGGGUACCUCUUAAAAACAGGUUUCUGGAUGCUGUCCCUCUUAAAAAUUGAAGCUGAGUCUCGGGGAGGGCGACCAGCAUUUGCAUUUUCAGUAGACACCACAGAGGACUGUGGCUCCAAGGGAAUCUGAGAACUAACUUUAGGUUUUGUUGGAAGCUGAGGCACAGACCAGCGACCAGCGCCUGCAGUCUUCCUGUUUGGGGCUCCCUUAGGGAGAGGAUUUUUCUAGCGAAGAGCCAGAGUCCCACACCCUGCCCUCUGCAAGUGGGGCCUGGGCUCCACCUGGCUUGGGGACAUGGCCUGUGAAGGAGACAAGUUGGAAGAAAGACACCCCGGUAAGAAUGAGGUGAGGAACCAACUGGUGUGUCUGCUGGAACUCAUUUCGAUUUUAAAGAUUUUAAAUCCCUGGAGGCAUGCAUAAUGAAUGAAGGGAAGAUGAGCUAAGGAGCUAACUUCAGGGCAAGCUGGAUUCACAAACCCAUUCCCAUAGCCAGAUAUGCAGAUUCGAAAAAGCAUUUCCAGUUUCAUUUGCACAUGUCUUUUCACACCGCCUGCUGCAGAAUUCCCUGCUCGAAUGUGAAGCACGAACAAACCCCUGACCCAGAGAAUGCUAGAACGCUAGUCACGUUAACUUGGCCUCAGGAUUGCGUGUCCAGGCACAAAGGUGUGCUUGCUAGGGUUCUGGUUCUCUUGCCUGCUCUGCUUCAAAAGCUAUAAAUGUUCUUGGAUCUCUCUUUGGUGUUGCCAGCCAUAUUCUGCAAAUAAGACUUCUCAACUUAGUUAUAAGUAAUAUAAUUUUAUGUACAUACGAUAUUAGAAUAUUGUACAGAAUCUUUAUUUCUACAAUGUGCUGCUUUACUUGUUAAACAACAACAACAAAGGGAAAACGCACUUUGAAUUUUGUUGAUGACAUUGUUGCCUUUGAUUUCCCAUGGCUUCAUUUUUUAAUUGCGCUUACUUACCUAUUUGUACUGAUACCAAGCUUACGGACUAUGUAUGCGAGGCUGAGCAAGAGUCAGAGGUGCCCAGGCUCCCCAUACUCUGGAAAACAAAGGGACAACAGCUGGAUCGCCAGCUUCGUCAGACCUUGCUUCACUCACAUCCUUCCCAAAGGCUCACAGUUUAUAUUGAAGGGAGUGUAAUCAUGUGUCGGUUCUCCUGUCCCGUCUUUGAGAGCUGAACAUCCUGGCUAUUCUGUAAGCCACGUGACUGUGCAGGAAAACUCUUUGCGGCCCUGCAGGGCUGUCAGCUGCUUCUUGUGGGGCAGAGCGGUCCCUCUGAGGGCCAAGUGUGGUCUGUCUGCAGUGUUGACAACAGGGUUCCAGGAAGGAAUCGAGGGGUAUGCAGAUUCCAGCUGUUCCACUCGAUUAAGUGUAGUGUGAGUAAUUUAGUCGUUUUUUUUUUUUUUUUGCUAAUGUAAGGCUUUUCCCACCUUGCACUGAGGAUGUCUCCUUGCCUGCGAUUUCUCUUUAGCAAAUUGGUUGACUUCUGCACUGUUGGCAAACCCAUGAUGGAGAGGGAGUGAUAGCUUUACUGGACUUUCUUCUGGCCCCAGAAAUGCAGCCCCAAUAGCUGAUUCUUAAAGGGAAUCCCCCAAUCCAUCCCUCCUCUCUCUCUCUCUGCCCACAGAAAUAUUCUAGAAUGAGAACACUGAAUAAAUAUACUCGGACACAUUUUCUAAUCUUAGGAAGUUUCUAAAAAGCCUGUUGUCUUGACCAUUACUCAACCGUCCCUGGGAUAUUAUUAUUCAUUGUUUUGGAGGCAGAAUUGUCAGGGAGGACUGCCUUUAGAACUGCCCUGUCUGUACACAGCAGGCGUCAAUAAAUGCUGAAAAACAGACAAGUUACAGAAAGACAAGAUAGGCAAGAGAAGGCGACACAUAGGCACUUGCACAACAUGAUGACUAAGACUGAGUCCAGAUUGCAGAGCCUGCCCGCCCCCUAGGAUGUUAUUUAGAUCAAGUUUAGCUUUUAGAGUCUAGGUCUGGUUAAUUGCCAGGGUGGCAAAGAAUCGCAUGCAUCAAUAUAAGCAGGAGUCCAAAUGCAUUAUUAGUCGAAGAUCGAACUUCACAUGUAGAGAUGAAGUAGCUGUAAGCUGCAUAUUUACGCUGGGAAAUGACUAAGUGGAUGACUAGUAUAAAAGUCGUUGUCCGUUACGUCACACCUCUCAUCCGCUUGGAACAUGGAACUUUAUUCUAAAGUAUCAGCCAUUGGGGUCUUGUUCACUACAAGAUAAACUCACACUCCACCGAACUUUGCAGCUGUUCACAACUUGACGAGAUUGUACUCGCAAACUCUGUCUUCACAGAUGUCUAAUAAAGCGAAACUCUGGA
Molecule: messenger RNA, 5649 nt
Organism: Nyctereutes procyonoides (raccoon dog)
Lineage: Eukaryota; Metazoa; Chordata; Mammalia; Carnivora; Canidae
Gene: HSPA12A
Product: heat shock protein family A (Hsp70) member 12A
Exons: 12
Coding region: 128-2158 (676 amino acids)
Source: RefSeq, a predicted model, not a curated record